GUCACGCGCUGGUUCCAGAACUUGGCUGCUAAGGGCGUCUAGGAGCUCUGCCUCAUCAACAACCCGUGGCCACUCGCGCUCGAGGACUCCGCUGGGCUCGCAUCCGCGGACAACACCUCCUUCCGCUGCGUUGACGGCAUACCUUCACCGCGACACCCGCGGUUCAGUCCCAGGUGGUGCUUCCAAUAGUGGCUCCAGCUUCCGCAUGCAGCGGUUCAGUCCCAGGUGGUGCUUCCAACAGUGGCUCCAGCUUCCGCAGCAUCGUGACGAGGAGGUCAAGGCACGACGCCGCGGCGUCGAGAAGAAGCUUGUAAGCCUCCUUGCUACGUUCCUCACUAGAGGGAAUUUUCCCCAUGGGCAGUUCGGAGCAGCAUCAGCAAUAUGUUCGGGGGAUAUGGCUACUCAGAGUGAAGAAGACCAUGUAAGAAGUUUAUUCCGUGCCAUUGGAAAAUUUUGCAUAGCUGAAGAGAUAUAUUUUGAUGUUGUUACUGGCCUGAGUGGUAGUGGUCCAGCCUACAUUUUCUUAUCAAUAGAGGCCAUGGCUGAUGGUGGAGUUGCUGCUGGACUUCCUCGGGACCUUGCUCUUGCCCUUGCAUCUCAGACAGUUCUUGGUGCUGCAACCAUGGUGAGCCAGACGGGAAAACAUCCAGGUCAACUGAAGGAUCAGGCCACUUCUCCAGCAGGAAUUACCAUAGCCAGAAUUCGGGAGCUUGAGAAAUGUGCAUUUCGUGGAACACUGAUAAAUGUUGUUGUUGCUGCUGCCAAGCAGAUUUGAACUAUAUUGGUCUUGAGGGAGAGAUUGGUUGCAUGGUAAACGGAGCGGGAUUGGCUAUGGCUACCAUGGAUAUUAUCAAGUUGCAUGGUGGUACGCCUGCCAAUUUCCUACGUUGGUGGAAGUGCAUCAGAGGGGCAGGUUGUGGAAGCAAUUAAGACACUGACUUCAGAUGAUAGAGUGAAGGCAAUCCCACUAGUGACUCCGCAUAAUAGUCCUUGCAAAUCCACUGAUACAUAAUACUGGCUAUUAUCUGGGUUGAUGGAAGACUAUUAUCUGGGUUGAUACUGACUAUCUGGCAUUCUGACUAUAUGGGUUCUGCCGAUGCGCGUUUCCUUGAAGAUGAUCCGCUCAAGAUUGAUCAGUCGGCACUCACUGGAGGAUUUCUGCCCACGACCAAAGGUCCUGGUGAUGGGUGUACUCUGGCUCAUGCAAACAAGGGGAAACCGAGGCUGUUGUCAUCGCCACCGGUGUACUGGUCCUUUUGGAGGUGUGUCCAACUGGUCAUGAACUCAAGGAGAUUAGAGAUCAAGCAAAAUCCAAGGAGAUUACUCACUACUUCUAUGGUGCUGCUUCGUACCUAAGUGACAAGGUAUUUCUUGCAUUGCUACGAGUGCUGAUUGAGCUACUGCAUAUUAGUAGGAUUGGUGUUCAUGGGAUGUUUGCAAUGGCGUUGGAAAACAGUGGAGUGUGGAAUGUCUAUAGCGUGUUCGAGUCAUAUAUGCAGGUGAAUAUGGCGGCCAAAGGGCAAGAGAUAUUGCUGUUACCAUUACAACCAUAUCAAAUUGAGAACACUUAUGCCGUUGCUGUGCCUCUAGAGAAAUUCCUUAGGCAGUUCAAAGAGGUUCUACUUCUCAACUUGGUGCCAUGGCUGAAGACUCCACUAUCACCAGACUCCAAUGCAGAUGAUGAUAAAGGCAAAGAAGCUAAAAGUAGUGCAGAGAAGCUUGCUGAACCAGAGUCUGCUGCUACUCAAUCCUCUAAACCAAAGGUUACCUAGGAGGAAACGAAGGAUCCUGGGAAAGGGAAACUGAAGACUUAUGUUGGCGGCCGCAGGACAUUCCUUUAGAAGACGACCUGACGGUUCUCCAGAGUUCCAUUCCGGCAAUAGCACUUGAGGGCAAGUGCUUGCUAAAGGGGAAGGAAUUUGUCACGACCCGCCGUGUUUCUGCUCAUUUUUGAUUAGGCAUGGUUAAACUGGUUUAGCCAUUUUACUUUUCCUUUUGGAUUAUUAAUCAGUUAAUCUUCAGUUUAGCUUAAUUUGCUUUGAUAAUCACUAUAUGAGCUGUAACCGAGCAGUGGUUAUAACCCAGUCUCCGGAGCACUCUGGAUGCCAUCUUGUCAUUUAUAUGAACCACUACCACAUCUCUGUUAUGAACAGGCUACUGUAGCUGUGGCAGUUCGUCCAAA
This is a messenger RNA of Phragmites australis (common reed), 2182 nucleotides long. RefSeq names its product pyrroline-5-carboxylate reductase-like. Lineage: Eukaryota; Viridiplantae; Streptophyta; Magnoliopsida; Poales; Poaceae. Gene Ontology annotation, biological process: L-proline biosynthetic process. The coding region runs from base 206 to 775 and encodes 189 amino acids. The record is from RefSeq and is a predicted model, not a curated record. Gene Ontology annotation, molecular function: pyrroline-5-carboxylate reductase activity. The transcript has a single exon.